Molecule: messenger RNA, 4777 nt
Organism: Solea solea (common sole)
Lineage: Eukaryota; Metazoa; Chordata; Actinopteri; Pleuronectiformes; Soleidae
Gene: rbm15
Product: RNA binding motif protein 15
Exons: 1
Coding region: 146-2698 (850 amino acids)
Biological process (GO): regulation of alternative mRNA splicing, via spliceosome
Cellular component (GO): nucleus
Molecular function (GO): mRNA binding
Source: RefSeq, a predicted model, not a curated record
GCUUUCAAUCUAAUCUUUACAAAAUGGCGACUGUUGUUGUUUUGCUGCAGGGUCAGUGAAUUAAAUCCGCUUUCCGUUUCAUUAAUUUUCUGUACUAAUUUGCAGAAACGGCACUCGAAACAUCAGGCGCUUAGUCUUGACUGAAAUGAAAGGUAAAGAGCGGUCGCCGAUUAAAAAGCGCUCCCGGGCCUUGGACGAUAUUCGAGACAGGGGAGGAUGCCACCCGACCAGCAAGAAAAUGGGGGCUCUCUCCGUCUCCAGUGGGAGUAAUAACGGAAAUAGCUCGACCAAAAGUGACGGUGGCUCGACGAGAAGGAGUCUACUUGGUGAGAAAAGAGAGAGGGAUUUCGACAGCCAUAGUCGGACUGGAAAUAAUCAUAGUUGUCAGUCUGCUGCCGCUAGCUCCGUGGGUAAAAACCACAACCUGAGCCUGACGCUGGAUUUAGCCCCGCAGCGUAACACUUCACGGGGGGAGCCGCGAGUCCAGCCGCCCAGCACCGAGAGUGAGUACAAAACCCUCAAAAUAAGCGACCUCGGCACCCAGCUGAGCGAUGAAGACAUUGAAGACGGACUCUUUCACGAGUUUAAAAAAUUUGGAGAUGUGAGUGUCAAGAUUAGCCGUAGCAACGACGAGCGGAUAGCGUUUGUGAAUUUCAGGAAGCCGGAAGACGCCCGGGCUGCGAAGCACGCCAGGGGGCGGCUGGUGCUGUACGACCGGCCGUUGAAAAUCGAGGCAGUGUACAUUAACAGGAGAAGAAGCCGCUCCCCCGUGGAGAGAGACUUGUACGGUGCAACCCAAAGCCAUAGACAUUUACAGAGACCCCUCUCUCCCACGGGGCUCGGAUACAGAGACUACCGGCUGCAGCAGCUGGCCCUGGGACGGCUGCCCCCACCCCCACCGCCCCCCCUGCCCAGAGAGUUGGAGCGGGACAGGGAGUUUGCUCUGUUUGAAGCCAGGGCACGUCCAGCCUUCAUUGCAGAGCGAGCAGCUUUUCGUGAGGAGGAUUUUAUAGCUCCAGAAGAUGACCAAAGAGCCAACAGGACGUUGUUUUUAGGCAACCUGGACAUAACUGUCACUGAGGCCGACCUGAGGAGAGCCUUUGACAGGUUUGGAGUAAUUACUGAGGUGGACAUUAAAAGGCCUACACGAGGACAGACCAGCACAUAUGGAUUUCUGAAAUUUGAAAAUCUUGACAUGGCUCACCGAGCAAAGCUAAGCAUGUCUGGCAAAAUAGUGGGCCGCAAUCCCAUAAAGAUAGGCUAUGGGAAAGCAACUCCCACCACACGUUUGUGGGUGGGUGGACUUGGACCGUGGGUUCCGCUGGCUGCCCUGGCAAGAGAGUUUGAUCGCUUUGGCACUAUCAGGACAAUUGACUACAGAAAGGGGGACACUUGGGCCUACAUUCAGUAUGAAAGUUUGGAUGCUGCUCAGGCAGCAUGCACACACAUGAGGGGCUUCCCGCUCGGAGGUCCAGAAAGAAGACUGAGAGUGGACUUUGCUGACACUGAGCAUCGCUACCAGCAGCAGUUCCUGCAGCCUCUUCCAAUACCACCUUUUGACAUGGUGGCCGAGUCAUUUGUCCACCGUGCUGCACCUGAACCACUCAGGGUCAGGGAACGGACUCCACCGCCACUUCACUUUAGGGAAAGAGAACUAUUUCCUGGAACUGAGUGGCCCACCCCGGCUAUUCGUGAACGAGUACGAGCCUCACCUUUUGAGCCUCUUGAGCACUUGGAACGUGAACGGCGGGCACGGGAGCCCUGGUCUCUGGAACGAGAGCUUCAGGGACGAGAACCUGUACGUAAGCGGCGUGUAAUGGAGGAUGGACGACAUAUUGAUCACUCCCCAGAGAGCAAUGAGAGGACAGUAAGGCGCAGACGCGUUUCUCCAGAUGGUAGUCCUGGAGGAAGCAGCAGAGAUGGAGGCCGCUUCAGUGACUCAGAGCGUGCUGUGCGGGGCGAGAGACCCUCCCCUGCACGAGAACGCCAUAGCAGCCUAGAAAGGAGUGGAGCAGAACGGAGACUUAAAACCCAGAGUCUCUCUGACAAGGCUUCUUCAAGCAGCAUUGUUUCAGCAGUUGGAGAGCGCAAACGCAAAGCAGGUGAUGGCAGUAAAGGGCCAGUCAAGAGAGAACGUUCUGAGAGCAGUUCUAAGGGGGGCCAGCUGUCCAAGCCGGACGGCACCAGACUCAGUUUGGCCUGGCAUGGUAUGCUGUUAUUAAAGAACAGCAACUUUCCAGCCAACAUGCACCUGCUGGAGGGUGACUACAAUGUAGCCAGUGAUCUGCUCGUUGACGGCACAACAGGGAGGCAGGUGAGCGAGUUGAAGAUAACUCAGCGUCUCCGUCUGGACCAGCCCAAGCUCGACGAGGUGUCCCGACGCAUCAAAGUGGCAGGUCCCGAUGGCUACGCCAUUCUACUGGCAGUUCCUGGGACCACAGAGGAUACAUCUUCAUCUGACCCUGCAUCCUCAACUCAGCGCCCGCUUCGGAACCUGGUGUCCUACCUCAACCAAAAACAAGCAGCAGGAGUCAUCAGCCUGCCCGUGGGAGCGAACAGGGAUAAAGACAACACAGGGGUUCUUCAUGCUUUCCCUCCCUGUGAUUUCUCCCAGCAGUUCCUGGAUUCCUCUGCCAAAGCUCUGGCUAAAAGUGAAGAGGACUAUCUGGUCAUGAUUGUGGUUCGUGGAGCAGCUUAAAAAUCUGAACACACUAAGUUCACAUCAUGUUAAAAAAAAAAAAAAAAAUCUGCUGUAUGUCAGUUACUAUUGCAUGCUGUGUGUUCUGCAUUAUAGGGUGCACUAGUAUGGUUCUUGAGUGUUUGUAUGUUGCCAUGUAAUCCACUAAAAGGACAAACAGUGCCCUUCUACAAAACUCAAAGGUUGUGUGGUUUUGAAAUUAUUUUUAAAGGGUGUAAGAAUUGCUCAUAAAGUCACAAAUCUACUAUAGGUCAGUCUGUAAAUUCCAAUGUCAUAACAAGAGAUAAGAACUACAGAAAGAAAUUGUUAAUUUGCAAGUUAAAAUGUCAGCAUAAAUUACAGGAAAACAAUAAUACAAAGGUAGAUUCAGAGUAGACACAAUAACACCUCAAUGGCAAUAAAACCACAAACAAUUGCCAUAUGACAUUAUAUUGGCAAAAGCUUAAAAAGAAAAAAAAAAUCCCUGGCAAGUAUAUUAUUGCCUUUAUAUCAGUGUUGUUGUGUCUACCUCCAAAACAAACACUCACAUGAGGAAUCAGAUGACAUGAUUUAUAAAGCUUGAAAUUACAAUGCACUAAUAAUCCUUACAGUUUCAAGAGGGUUCUUGCAACCUUGUUGCUCGAACCCUAAUAAUUCUACCAUCAUAUUGUGACUUGUGGGUGCAUAGGUUAACAGCAGUUUUUAAUUUUUUAAUUUCAUUAAAAGGUGCAGAUCUGGUACUGCAGAUGCAAAGCUAAUCUCUACAGAAACGGUCCGUUUAACAUUUUGAUGGUUGAUGCACAACUCCUCCAAUGCACCACGCCCCACUGGCCAAAGGGUUUGACUAUUUUGCCUUCUUUAGGUAACCACCCUAAUGGCAGCAAGAUAGCUUUAAGUAUUCCGUAAAUGGAGGGAGGUGUGCACAAGAAGGGUUGUGCACUGUAUUCUCAUUUUGAUGAGCUUGCAUUAAAGCUGAGCUGGUCCCUAUGAUAUCAAAGUUUCUCAUAGCUUACUUGAUUAGAAGUGUUUGGAUAGAGCUUAUACAUUUUAGUUACCUUCAUUGUUAUUUCUUUUACAAGACAAGACAUGUUGAGGUUCAUGAUUUAGAAUUGAGUGUUUUCAUUAUGUUCCUCACUAUUUGAACACUAAAGUUCAAAACAGACAAUGCACUCGGUGUGUGUCCAGAGACACUGUUAAGUCAAAUUGUCACCUCAACUCUUUGGAAUGCUGAAUGUUAACAGAAGUGAGUUUUGCCCAAGGAACAGCCCAUAAUACAAUACUCAUAGAUGGCACAGUAAACAAAUACUAACAUGUUAUAUUUUUUAAUUAACAUAUUAUUAAGCGCUUCCCUACCUUAGAGAGGAUUGUGUAAUGUGAUUUGGGGGGAAAACAACAGUAGUAAUGGAUAAUGGAUCAAAAGUUUAGAGAACUUUGUGUUGAUAUUUGACAUUUUGUUACACUUUUGCUUUGAAACCAUUUGGUUCUUCAUUAAUAAUAAUGAUAAUAAUAUUCAGUCAAAUUCAAAUUUUGGUACAAAAAAGUAAGAAAAACCUACCAGUUGCUCAGUAAAUAGGUAUGUGUGAUUUUUAAGUUUUAACAGUACCUUUACAGUUUAUGUUGGAGUUUACAUUUUAACGGUCGAAUCUGACAAAAUUUUACUCAUGACUGUCGACAUGCUCCACAAGCCUAUUUACAAUCUUUUCUUUUUUGUAUGAUUGUCAUGCAGUAGUAAUCCACCCUAGGCUAUUCUUUACUGAGUGUGGUUUCAUAUGUAUUGGAAACAUUCAUGUUUGAAAGUUGUUAUGUGUCAACAUCACACCCACUGCAACACUGGACUCCCGAGGAGACGCGUGCAGAGCUGACAACCUCUGCAGUGAAGGCAACAUUGUGUUUGUGAGUCCUCACUGCUGAGGACGCUUUUAAGUUGUGUAGCCCAUCUGCACCUGUGAUGACUUCUGUUUAAAAAUGGAAAAUUGAGCUCUGUACACUUUGAUGUCAUUGGAAAGGAAAAUCCUUAAAGCCCACGCGAAGCUGUUCACGUACCUGAAAGUGCGGUUUGGCACUUAAUGUGACCGAUUAUUAAUAAAUUGUUCAUUUGAA